CUUCAACUCAAGAGCCUCUCCCCGAAGUCGACUAGUGAAGUGUUGAUGCGAGAGUGAGCAACCAUUUAUUCACAUUUCGUUGGUUUGGGAUUAUAAAUGUUAUGCACAACCAUCAUCGCGGGUGUCUGUGAAGUCGGAGUGGACAAGUAGUUACAAGUAUCACUUCAACUCAUGGAAUGUAUUUUUUUUCUUAUUUUUUCAGCAGCUAUAAACAUUCCGUUUUUUUUUCUGCAGAGCUAUCCAAGUAAGGUAAAAGUCGGAUUUUAGGGCUAUUUCUCUUGUAACCUAGUUUUCUCGAUGCAGGGACAAGCCAUUCGUUUUUUUGUUGUUAUUUUCUUACGUCUUCCAACCGAUUGUGAUUGUGGCAACAUUUGUUCGCGGUCCACCGCUAUCUUCUGCAGCGUUCAUGUAACCUUGUCUUCGAGCUCAGCCCUACGGGUUUUGCUACUGGGAUAAGGGGACUAAAAAGUGACUUGUCAUAAAUGGAUCGCCAUUCCAGUUUCAUUUGCAUUUGGCUACAACUGGAACUGUGUGCCAUGGCUGUUCUUCUUACUAAAGGAGAAAUACGGUGUUACUGUGAUGCCCCCCACUGCGUGGCCACAGGCUACAUGUGCAAAUCGGAACUAAACGCCUGUUUCACCAAGGUGUUGGACCCUAUGAACACGAACUCGCCUCUCACACACGGGUGUCUAGAUCCCAUAGCAAACGCUGCCGACGUGUGCAGCGCUAAGAACACAGAUGCCCUGAGCGGGGGCUUGUCCACACUAGAAUGUUGUCACGACGACAUGUGUAACUACAGAGGACUACACGACCUGGCGCACACCAGAGAAUCUACAGACCACGGCAGGUACCAGCCUGAGAGCAACAACCAUAACCUGGUCACGCGGGUACAGGAGCUGGCCUCUGCCAAAGAGGUGUGGUUCAGGGCGGCGGUGAUUGCGGUGCCUAUCGCGGGAGGCCUCAUCCUGGUUCUUCUCAUCAUGCUGGCGUUAAGGAUGCUCCGCAGCGAGAACAAGCGGCUGCAGGACCAGAGGCAGCAGAUGUUGUCACGGCUCCACUACAGCUUCCAUGGCCACCACACUAAGAAGGGCCACGUGGCAAAGCUAGACUUGGAGUGUAUGGUGCCUGUGACGGGCCACGAGAACUGCUGCCUCACCUGUGACAAGAUGAGACAGGCAGACCUGGGAAAUGACAAGAUACUGUCACUGGUACACUGGGGGAUGUACAGUGGGCACGGGAAGCUGGAGUUCGUAUAACUUACUUUUCUAAGAUCGUUUGACUUCACUUUAUGUCCCACCACACCCUUCCCCACCCACCCCCCAAAAAACAGCCAAGACUGCCUCUUCCACUCGUUGGGGUUUCUCUUUUAACUUAAAAAAUGAAUCCCCUUUUUUGUCCAUUGUACUUAUCUGUUUUCUUCAAUGGAAGAAAAAAAGGACAGAAUUGAACGCAAGCCUUGUGGUUUUUGCUAAAGGAGCACUUUACUUGAAAAUUAAUGGCAAACCAAUGAGGAGCUGAGCGGGCAGGGCUGAGCUGACGGAUUGAAAGAGCUCUGUCAAGACCCUGUCUGCCUGUGCAUCCUGGACUUUACACAGACUGCUGAAAGAUUCCAAAUUGGUCUUAUUUGCACAUUUGUAAAAACAAAAAACGUUGUUUUGCUUAAAGAAAAGCUAAAUAGGAGAAGAAUUUUACACUGACACCAGGGUACAAAAAAGUUCUUUUUGGGGAGUAUAGGUGACUUAAGGUGUGUACACUCCUCUGUAUGUUUCUUGAUCCAAGCUUAUUGUAAAGAGUGAAAAUAUAUAUAUUUUUGUCUGAAAGAAA
Molecule: messenger RNA, 1824 nt
Organism: Oncorhynchus kisutch (coho salmon)
Lineage: Eukaryota; Metazoa; Chordata; Actinopteri; Salmoniformes; Salmonidae
Product: BMP and activin membrane-bound inhibitor homolog
Exons: 3
Coding region: 483-1256 (257 amino acids)
Biological process (GO): transforming growth factor beta receptor signaling pathway; positive regulation of canonical Wnt signaling pathway; negative regulation of transforming growth factor beta receptor signaling pathway
Molecular function (GO): frizzled binding
Source: RefSeq, a predicted model, not a curated record